Syngnathus typhle (broad-nosed pipefish) is the source of this 1870-nucleotide messenger RNA. It is a transcript of the gene dhrs1, whose product is annotated as dehydrogenase/reductase (SDR family) member 1. The transcript has 10 exons. NCBI's taxonomy places the organism in Eukaryota, Metazoa, Chordata, Actinopteri, Syngnathiformes, Syngnathidae. The record is from RefSeq and is a predicted model, not a curated record. Bases 190 to 1110 code for a protein of 306 amino acids.
UCGAAAAGAAGAAAGGAGGAGUUGCAUUCAUCUCAUAUCAGCAGCAAAGCAUUCGCAAAUUUCCAGAUAAGUCCGGAGACGUCGCUGGAAGAAAUACCUGACUCCAAUCGCUUUGUGUCGUGCCUCUCAUUGUUGCCACUCACUACCGAACAUCGUCUGUCCAAGAAGAUCCGAGCUGAAAACGAGAACAUGUCCCUGUCCGGUUGGAUCUGCGUGGUCACAGGUGCCUCCAGAGGCAUUGGGAAAGGGAUAGCCCUGCAGCUCUGCGAGGCAGGCGCUACCGUCUACAUCACAGGACGGAAGGAAGCGGUUCUUAAUGAAACGGCAACACAGGUAAACCAGAGGGGUGGAAAGUGCGUGCCGGUCAUCUGCGAUUCAACGAACGAUUCAGACAUUGAGAAACUCUUUGAACGCAUAAAAGUGGAACAAAGUGGCCGACUGGAUCUCCUAGUAAACAAUGCAUACGCUGGAGUACAGACCAUCUUCGACAACCAGGGGAAAAAGUUCUGGGAGACGGAGCCGUCUAUGUGGGAUACCAUAAACAACACGGGCCUAAGAAGCCACUACAUCUGUUCGGUGUAUGCGGCCCGUAUGAUGGUCGCUCAAGGUCAAGGUUUGAUCGUCACCAUUUCAUCCAUGGGAGGAGUGCGAUAUCUCUUCAAUGUUCCGUACGGCGUUGGGAAAGCGGCAUGUGACCGCAUGGCAGCAGAUAUGGCUGUGGAGCUUCGCAAAAGCGGCGUGGCAUCCAUCAGUCUGUGGCCCGGACCAGUGAAGACUGAGCUAGUAGAAGAGAUGGUGCUUUCAGAUGAUUCACAGCAGAAAACUAAGGAUGUGUUUGCCAAUGGAGAAAGCACUGAAUUUAGCGGCCUGUGCAUUGUCAACCUUGCUCAAGAUAAAAACCUGAUGUCGCUGAGUGGGAAAAUUCUCAUGACCUGUGAACUGGCGAGGCGUUACGGGCUCCGAGACUUGACCGGGCGCAGUGUUGAAGACUUCACCUCCGUGAAGUUCCUGCUGACCCAAGUUCCGCGUCUCUCCUGGCUCUCCUAUGUGGUCCCUUCUUUUAUAAGAAUCCCACGCUCUAUGCUUUCCAUGGGUAGCAACAAUGUCUAGCCCACAUGAUGUGGCGUGGAAAACCUCUUUGCGACUACUUUUUAAUGCAACUGCCACAAGUGCCUAUUGAAAUUAAGAAACACAUAAUAAUAAUAAAGAAUCUGAGGAUGGUAAUAUUGUGAGUGAGCUAGAAGACCUUGGAAAAUGUGAGAUGUCCCGUUGAUAAUAUAGGUUCAAUAAUAUGGGCUCUGGGCAGAUAACAUUGACAUUGUAGCACAAAGAGGCUGAAAUCUAAUGUCUACAGACUUACAGGCAAGAGAAAUGCCAUAAAAUAAUGACAAUAAACUGAUGGAAAUUUAAAAAAAAAAAACCCUGAUAGGAAUAAAAAAAAAUACAUGACAUAACCCGUUAAGCUUAUAUGUGAAUACAAUAAAACAUUGCACACAUUUAAUGUCGAAUCGAGCCAUAUCGUAUUGGGGGGGGGGGGGGGAAACCCAUCCACCUCAGAAGAAUGCACAUCAUAUAUUUGUACUCUUUUCUAUUAUUUGUUACCUACCAUGGUAGCAUAACCGAAAAACAAACCACAAAAUUGAGUGCGCUUUGUUAUUGGUUAGUCAUAUACAUAUAGAGAGAUGCUUAUUACCUUUUUUUGUUUAAGAAUGUAAAAUUGUAUUUCUGAUUACUAUGAAGCUGUAAUCAGCCAGAAUGUAUAACAAUAUUUUGGAUCAAAUAUUAAAGCACAUACGUACAUAUGCAUAUUUUUACGAAAAGUGUUACUGCUUUACAGUAUGCUAUUAAUAAAGAUGACAAAAGGAAUCAA